GCAGAUAGCUAUAAAAGGGCUGAGUAAAUCAAUUAACUCGAUGGUUUUCAUGGAGAUCUCUUGAUAUAAAAGCUUCUUUUUUGAAACACGUGUCUCCUCUGAUCCUGUGAAGAUGAAAAUUGACAUCCAUAGUCAUAUUCUACCAAAAGAAUGGCCAGAUCUAGAAAAGAGAUUCGGCUAUGGAGGCUGGGUGAAACUUCAACACCACAGCAAGGGAGAAGCAAAGAUGGUAAAAGAUGGCAAAGUCUUCAGAGUGGUCCAAGAGAACUGCUGGGAUCCCGAAAUUCGUAUUAGAGAAAUGGAUCAGAAAGGAGUGACAGUACAAGUUCUGUCCACCGUUCCCAUCAUGUUUAGCUACUGGGCCAAACCUCAUGAUACUUUGGAACUGUGCCAGUUUUUAAACAACGACCUAGCUGCCACAGUUGCAAGCCAUCCCCGGAGGUUUGUGGGUCUGGGGACAUUGCCCAUGCAAGCACCAAAGCUGGCCAUCAAGGAGAUGGAGCGCUGUGUAAAGGAGUUGGGCUUUCCAGGGGUCCAGAUUGGCUCCCACAUCAACACAUGGGACCUAAAUGAGCAGGAACUCUUCCAGUUCUAUGAAGUGGCAGAAAGGUUGAACUGUUGCCUGUUUGUGCAUCCCUGGGACAUGCAGAUGGAUGGACGAAUGGCCAAAUACUGGCUCCCGUGGCUUGUAGGAAUGCCUGCAGAGACCACCACAGCUGUUUGUUCAAUGAUCAUGGGUGGGGUGUUUGAGAAGUUUCCGAAACUGAAAGUAUGUUUUGCACAUGGAGGUGGUGCUUUCCCUUUCACAGUGGGAAGAAUCUCCCAUGGAUUCAACAUGCGCCCAGAUCUAUGUGCCCAGGACAAUCCAACUGACCCAAAGAAAUACCUAGGCUCCUUUUACACAGAUUCACUAGUUCAUGAUCCUCGAGCUCUCAAGCUGUUAAUGGAUGUCAUAGGAAAGUGAGUAACUUUGCUCCACCAUGACUCUCUGACAUGAUGUUCCCGCCUUGGAGUCAGCUGACCAAGGACUGAAACCUCUGAAACUGUGAGCCAAAAAUAAGUCUCUCCUUCUUGAAAUUGAGGAUAUCAGGUAUUUUGUUCCAGUGACAGGCAAAACACUGAUACCUACAUAUUCGAAGAUCCUCAGUGGAUGCCUAACACCACUGAUGUUACCAAAUCCUAUACAGAAGCAUUAAGACACUGUGGCAGUCAAUUUGAUAACGAAGAUGGCUGCUAAGUGACUAAUGGGGAUUAAUGGUCUGUAUAUACAGUACAAUGUGUAUAUGCUGUCUAAAGGGAUGUUUUAUUUCAGGUUGCACAAAGUAGGACAGUGCAAGAUUUUACCACACUACUCAGAAUGGCAUAUAACUUAAAACUUAUGAAGUGUUUAUUUUGGGCAUUUUCCAUGUAAUAUUUCUGAACUGUUAUAAACCAAGAGAAACUGAAACUAUGGAAAGCAAAACCUCAGAUAAGGGAUACUGCUAUAUCUGAUUGAGCUGUGUCUGUACAUUGUCUAGCCUCUAUGCUGUCCCUAUAGAGAUGAUAGCUAGCAGCUGGUUGUGACUAUGAAUUCUUUUGGGUGUGAACGGAAGGUGAUGGGGGAGUAUGUAAGUUAAAGGUACAAAGAAGAGAAGCUAAAAGAGUCUUUAUGGGUUCUGGACUUCAACCAAUGGAAGCAGAAAGGGGAAAGUAAUGGAGAAUUGGAGAAAGGGUCAUGCAUAUUACCUCCUAUGGAGCCUAGUACCUCCUAGUAUUCUUGGAAAUGGCACCACCAAGAGAAAACACCCUUGACCCAUACAAAGCCUACCCUGCAUAAUACAUCAGCAGUGAAGAAUUUUAUCAAUAUCUUUAAGCAAGUACCUAAGGCAAUACACAUUGGCCAGGGAACUGAAGCAGAAGAGGAAGAAUAUGGCAAGUGCCUCAUGGCAACUGGUAGAUAGAUGAAUUGGUGAGCACAUGUGAAUAUUCCUCUAGAAGGGCCCCUAGAAAAAUUGAGAGGGCACUUUGCAAAGGUAAUGGCACUAACAGCCUACAUUCAAAUUAUAAAGGCACGAAGUACCACAAUUUGGGCAUCAAAAGUAAAUGUGACUUCAUUUUACGUGACCUCACAGGCCAGAAUCUAGGACAUAGCAGCCAUAUAUAUUAAUAAUUUAGGGUUCUCUUUAAAAUAUUAAUGCUUCUGCAUUUUAGUUAUAUUCACAUUAGCAAAUUCUCUUUCAGAAGCAAUUACAAAAUCAAAAUGACUAAGGAAAGGCCUACCAAGACAUUUGGGCUACAAUGCAACCAGUCUAGAUUAGAGCAAGAGAGCAGAUUUCUGUGGAGGGUGGUAUCCAGUAAGGAAAAACAUUAAAGUGAUGGAUAAUUUGGUGUGUUUGAGAGUUGGUAACAAUUAUCUCCAGACAUUAGAUAAAUCUGUUAAUGCUUUAGGAACAAAUCAUACAUACAUUAAAAACUAAGAAAAGGAAAUAACUCCAAGAAAACAAUCUGUAUGGGGGCAGAUAAUCAUUGUACAUUAUUUGACUCAGCAGUGAACAACACUUACAUUAAUAGAAGUAUAAAUACUAAUUAUUGCUUUAACUAAAAAAACUCAAGUUAUACUGGGAAAUUAAAGUGGUUCAGAGUAGGGGGCUGGGGAUUUAGCUCAGCGGCAAAAGCAC
Messenger RNA from Chinchilla lanigera (long-tailed chinchilla), 2657 nucleotides. RefSeq names its product aminocarboxymuconate semialdehyde decarboxylase (gene Acmsd). The record is from RefSeq and is a predicted model, not a curated record. Gene Ontology annotation, cellular component: cytoplasm; cytosol. NCBI's taxonomy places the organism in Eukaryota, Metazoa, Chordata, Mammalia, Rodentia, Chinchillidae. Bases 113 to 964 code for a protein of 283 amino acids. Gene Ontology annotation, molecular function: hydrolase activity; carboxy-lyase activity. The transcript has 9 exons. Gene Ontology annotation, biological process: secondary metabolic process.